GUAGUUGUUCCUACGAGUCUCUUCAGAUGUUCUUAGCCUUUUAUCAAUUAACAGGCAACCAACGAGAAUUCGACCCACCAGCAGCUGGCAUGGAAAUUGACCGCCAAGCUGCGGGAGGCGACAGAGGGGUAGCAGCAGGCAGUGCCGCGAUCAGCUCUCUUGCAGUCCUCCACAACGCUGUUGAUUAG
Eimeria maxima is the source of this 188-nucleotide messenger RNA. RefSeq lists its product as hypothetical. The record is from RefSeq and is a predicted model, not a curated record. Lineage: Eukaryota; Apicomplexa; Conoidasida; Eucoccidiorida; Eimeriidae. The transcript has a single exon. The annotation marks the transcript as partial.